GGAUGAGGGCGGCCAUUGCUGGGGCUCCGCCGCGGGGAGGAGGACGCUGAGGAGGCGCCGAGCAGCGCAACGCUGCGGGGGAGGCGCCCGCGCCGAAGCGGGGCUCAUGGCCAGGACCACCAGCCAGCUGAUAGAAUUUCGUGUAAUGAAUGGGCUGGAGUCAACACAGUAUAUAGCUGAAGAUGACCUUGAACUUCUGGUCCUCCUGUCUCCACUGGGCUUUGUGCAGACCACACUGGGAAGGAUUGAUUCCUUAUCAAGGUGCCUGAUUCAAGUAUGAUGCUGUUCCUAUUCAGUCCAGUGUGGUGCUAUGUUCCUGCCCAUCCCCAUCAAUGGUGAGGUCCCAGACUGAGUCCAGUUCGGCCCCUGGCAUGCCUAGUGGUGUUACCAGGCAGGGACCCACCAUGGAUGGCACCACAGCCGAAGCCCGACCAAAUACCAACCCCUUGCAGCAGCACCCUGCCCAGCUGCCACCACAGCCUCGCAAGAAGCGGCCUGAAGACUUCAAGUUUGGGAAAAUCCUUGGCGAGGGCUCUUUUUCGACAGUUGUUCUGGCCCGAGAACUGGCCACUUCCAGAGAAUAUGCUAUUAAAAUUCUGGAGAAACGUCAUAUUAUAAAAGAGAACAAAGUCCCGUACGUAACUAGAGAGAGAGAUGUGAUGUCACGCCUGGAUCACCCAUUCUUUGUGAAACUUUACUUUACAUUUCAGGACGACGAAAAGUUGUAUUUUGGCCUUAGUUAUGCCAAAAAUGGAGAAUUACUUAAAUAUAUCCGCAAAAUCGGUUCAUUUGAUGAAACCUGUACCCGCUUUUACACGGCUGAGAUUGUGUCUGCUUUAGAGUACUUGCACGGAAAGGGCAUCAUUCACAGAGACCUUAAACCAGAAAACAUUUUGUUAAAUGAAGACAUGCACAUCCAGAUCACAGAUUUUGGAACAGCAAAAGUGUUAUCCCCAGAGAGCAAACAAGCCAGGGCCAACUCAUUUGUAGGAACAGCACAGUAUGUUUCUCCAGAGCUGCUCACAGAGAAGUCGGCGUGUAAGAGUUCAGACCUUUGGGCUCUUGGAUGUAUAAUCUAUCAGCUUGUGGCAGGACUUCCACCGUUCAGAGCCGGAAAUGAAUAUCUUAUAUUUCAGAAGAUUAUUAAGCUGGAAUAUGAUUUCCCAGAGAAAUUCUUUCCUAAGGCAAGAGAUCUUGUGGAAAAACUCUUGGUUUUAGAUGCCACAAAGCGUUUAGGCUGUGAAGAGAUGGAAGGGUACGAGCCUCUCAAAGCUCAUCCGUUCUUUGAGUCCAUCACAUGGGAGAAUCUGCACCAGCAGACACCUCCAAAACUUACAGCUUACUUGCCAGCCAUGUCAGAAGAUGAUGAAGACUGCUAUGGCAACUAUGACAAUCUCCUGAGUCAAUUUGGCUGCAUGCAGGUGUCAUCCUCCUCCUCUUCCCACUCCCUAUCUGCGGUGGAUACCAGCCUGCCCCAGAGGUCGGGCAGCAACAUAGAGCAGUACAUCCAUGAUUUGGACACUAACUCUUUUGAACUAGACUUACAGUUUUCAGAAGAUGAAAAAAGGUUGUUAUUGGAAAAGCAAGCCGGUGGAAACCCUUGGCACCAGUUUGUAGAAAAUAAUCUAAUAUUAAAAAUGGGCCCGGUGGAUAAGCGAAAGGGUUUAUUUGCAAGACGACGGCAGUUAUUACUCACAGAAGGGCCACAUUUAUAUUAUGUUGAUCCUGUCAACAAAGUCUUGAAAGGUGAAAUUCCAUGGUCACAAGAACUUCGACCAGAGGCCAAGAAUUUUAAAACUUUUUUUGUCCACACGCCUAACAGGACGUAUUACCUGAUGGAUCCAAGCGGGAAUGCUCACAAGUGGUGCAGAAAGAUCCAGGAGGUUUGGAGGCAGCGGUACCAGAGCCAUCCAGAUGCUGCUGUGCAGUGACGCGGCCUGCGGCCGGGCUGCCUAUCGCUGCCAGGACACCUGCCCCAGCGCGGCUCGGCCGCCACCCAGGACGCUUCCAGACCACCUGCCAGCCAUCUCAAGGAGAACAUGGAUGGUGGAAACCUUGCAGCUUUUUUAUUUAAAAGAAAAGAAAAAAAGAACCCAGCCACACAAAGAACAAAACAAAUAACCAACAAACAGGAAUUCAGGGUCGCUUUGCUUGCUCUCUGUGCUAUGUGGUGGCUUCCAUGUGCUGCUGUGGCCAUGGAGACCCAGCUCCUUGCACGGUAGCUCAGCUUCUGCCCAGACCAGUGACCAGAUUUGGCAUCACCAGUCCCUUCUAGCAUCCACAGGAACUGCAUGCCUGCUUCUACCCUUCCCCACCUGAUAAACACAGCUCCUGCUGUAACUAAGGGACCGGGUGUAUCUGGCUCUCCUUCACCAGAGAGCCUCUUUACUCUGCUGGGUUGAUCACCAGCUCACUGUGGGUACAGGGCUCUUAGCUUGUGUGUGUACCUCCUUCCUUGAGUCCCUUAUAUGGCCCUAGAGAUGUGGUCAGGUAUGUUUCUGAUGACAGAAUUUCUGUGGUUCCUGCCCUACUGUAGGCAGGCUGAUGGUGAGAAGUGUGCAGGCUGCUGUGGCUACAGUCUGCUCUCGUUGGGCUCUGCUCUAGCAUUCCACUUCCUAGCAGUUCAUCCAGGGAAUGAGGCACCAAGCACGUGUCCGGCAGGGGUGCUGUCAUACCAGCACCUAGAUAACACCAACUAGAUCACUAUCGGGUACAGAAUCCUGCCCUGACUUGGACAAGACUGGAGCUCCCAUGUGGAGGAGUGGUGUUCAGGCCUUCCUGGGAGUUUCUGCAUACGUUUCAUGUGUAGGCCACAUGCUCUGUGAGACAGGGACUGAGAAAAUCCCGGCCAAUCUCCUGCCCAGUCUCAGCUAGCUCAGUUUUUAUAUCUCUGUUGAAAAUCUGAAAGCCUUUUCAUGUUGCUUGGUCACUUGGUACCAUAAAGCAUGGACCUUGCCUGGAAAGAGUGUUACCACUGUCUAGCUCACAGGAACAGCCCACCCAAGCCUGAGCUUGCCUGUGCUGGCAUACCCUGAUGCUGAGCUGACAGUGUUUUUGUUUUGUAAUACAGAUGGCCUGGACUAUUUCAGUACACUUGCAGAGUGCUUCUGAGCGACUUGGCUGUACCUCUCUCUGACUAGGAUAUUCCUAAUGGGUGACCCUUGGUCUCUAGUGGGGAAAAGUAGGCACCUGCCUUCAUAGACUGCUCACAGGAACACCUCUGACUCCCAUGUUAUGAAGGCAGCAACAAUUUUGCCAUUUAUGUAGACUUUCACAAAGGCACUCCAAAAAUGCCCACACAGCAAUUACCCCUGUCCACAGUGAUCACCUGUGGGCCAGGUUACCCAAACUGAGAGGGAAAGAUUCUGUUUAACAAUGAGAGUGGUUCUUUCAAACUGGGUGGAGUGUAGAUGAAAAGCUCACCAUCAUGCCUUGGCAGGGGUGCUGGAUGGGAGCAGACUUUGCUGUAUUGUAGGAUAAGAACUUUAGGUGGCCAAGGAGCAGGUGUCAGGACCACACCUGCCCCUUGGACCCAGGGAACAGAUAGCUUAGCACGCUAUCAGCCUGUGAGUGGAAGUAGACACUUUUUUUUCCUGGUUUUUGAAGAACCAUGUUAGCUAAACUUGGCUGUCUCCUCCUUAGAGUUCUGUUCUUGCUCAUGCCUUGUGGCUAUUUAGCCCUCAGUAUCCUGUGCCCUGUGUUUGCACGUAUAAGAGUGGCUUCCUGGUUGUCACAUGCAUGUAGAUACAGGGAGAGGCAUCUCUGAGGACACUUAACUACAGGGGACCAUGUGGGGCUGAGGCGUGGCUUAAGUUAGAAUACCUGGCUGGCUUAUGGGAGAGUCCUCUGUUGCUUUCUCCCCUGGAGAGCAACGCUACCUCCUGGGCUUUACCAAGUGCCAUCCUAACCUCUAAAAUUAGGGUUUUGCUGAACUGGUAGUGGGUGGCCAUGAUGACUGCCCUAUGCUACAAUAGCUGAGCUCUUCCCAGGUCACCUUUAUAUCCUUACUGCCCCCUUUUCCUUGAUUUUUUUUUCCCUUUAAGAACCAUGUACAUUCUUUCUUACCCUGGCUUAUAUCACUUUCGGUUUUUUCUAGUCAUCCUUAGAGCCGUCACCCAGUGUGCAGGUGCCUUACACUGUAGGACAGGAUGUGGGUAUCAGUUUGUACAAUUUUGUCUGUGUGUGUGUGCGUGUGCAUGUGUAUAAAAGCAAAUGGGUGAAUCUAUCUAAGGAGAGAAAGAAAUGUCUCAUUAGGAGCUCCAGAAGUCAUGUGAAUGGUAAGGAUGAAUAGAAAGUUGAAGACUGUCCUCUGGCUUCUCACAGUGGACUGUACCUCACUGCCCACUAGCCAUGCCUUUUCUUGGUGUCAAAUGAAGUUGAGCUUGAAUAAGUCAUUUCUACCUGUUUUUCUGUGCUCCGGCUGGGUAGUGGACAUAUCCAUGUAGCUAAACUCUAACCUAGUAGAUGCAGUAAAAAACCACUUUGAGAAAGAUGACUUGUGUUAGGCUGGUAGAAACUGCACCUGCUGCAGCGCUCUUUGGGCUAAAAACCCUAGUGUUGUGAUCCAAGCUUGAAGUAACCUUGCAGAUAGCCAAGUGUGGCACAGACUCCUAGGUGAUUGUGUGCUUUCUUAAAAGUAAUGUGUUUUCUGAAAGUAAAAGAAAAAAAGAAAGGCCCAUUAUUCAGAGACCACUGUGAGCAUUUUGAUGUAGAUCCUGCUUUUCCCUCCCCAACUUUUUCUUGUUGUUAUUGUUGGUUUUUUUUUUUUUUUUUUUUUUUUUUUUUUUUUUUUUUUUUUUUUUUUUUUUUUUUUUUUUUUUUUUUUUUGGCUUUUUCGAGACAGGGUUUUCUGUGGCUUUGGAGCCUGUCCUGGAACUAGCUCUGUAGACCAGGCUGGUCUCGAACUCACAGAGAUCCGCCUGCCUCUGCCUCCCGAGUGCUGGGAUUAAAGGCGUGCGCCACAACCGCCCGGCUUGUUGUCAUUGUUGUCCCAGUGCUGGGAAUGGAAUCAGGGCCCUCAGAAGUGCUAAGCAAGUCCUCUACCACUGAGCUACACCCUUAGCCCUUGUUUGCUUCUUAAACCAAACUGGGAACAUACGACACACAUCAUUUUGCAUCCAGCCUUUUCUCUUGACAUUUUUUCCCUUUAGCAUUUCUCUAUACCACGAGCAGUUCUUCAAAAGCAUGUUUUUAAUAAUUGUGGACUCAAAUGGUUGGUUAAUAAGUUAUCCAACUGUCUCCCUGUUGUAAAACAUUCAGAUCCUUUUGGGUUUUUUGUUUGUUUGUUUGUUUGUUUUUGCUAUUUAAAUAAUGCUGUGGUGAAUAUACUUACGUCUUUGAUUUUUUACUCUGAUUUUUUUCUCUCAUAUGCCUGCAAGUGGUAUUUUUGAGUCAAAGAAUUUGUUCAUUUCAUAGCCGUUCCUCCUCUUUGGUCUGUUUAGAUGCUCUGAGUUCCAGUAAUAAACCCUCCUUCCUCAUGUCCUACAGAUUUUGAUCACAUCAGUUCCUGCUAAGCUGUGUAUUCCCAAGAAAGUUUGACUAUGACUGCUCUUUUUUUUUAAUCUAAAAUGUCAUUAGUGCAGAUCCAUUUGUGUCAAAUUUUUCCAAAAGCCCAGUUUCUUCAUUUUCAUUGCAAGAAUCUGGUCAUGCAUGUUACUUCUCUUCCAUCAUUGCUGCUAUGGCUUCCAAGAGCUUGGUGAUGUUUUCAGAAUCCUGUACUUUGUGUUCACAAUGGUACUGAAUCUGCUUCUGCACAGUCAGCAGAGAUAAAGUGUUGAACUGACCUUGCCACAUUCUUAAUGGGUAAUUCGUAAUUACGUUUAUAGACUCAGAGAGUGCAUUUGGCCAUCUUAGGAUCAGUAGCAAAGCAGAGUAGCAAAGCUCUAAUUGAAAAAAAAAAACCAUGUAGAUGAUUGGGUUUUAUAAACGUACAGUUGUGAGUGUCCUUGCUCCACCCCCCACCCCACCCCCACCCAUUGGCAGUUCGGGAGAGUGCAGUGGCCAGACCUUCUCAUUGCAGAGGAUGGGUAUUCCAGCUGAUGCUUAUGUAAACCUUCCUGUGUGCCGCAGGUAAUUAUGGUCUUUGAAUAAAGCCCACACACCCAAAUUGGGUUGUAUCUGUUUUGUGGGGCCUCUACUUGGAAACAUGAAGUAAAGAUUUACUGGGCACCUGAUUCUACCAGAGUGUAUGGCUUGAGAUGUGUGAAAAUCAGCUCCCCGCUUUCUCAUGCCUCAAGACUUCUCCCUACUGCUCCAUAGACUCGGGGUGCUUAUAGCUGAGACUUGGGAGACUGUAGCAACUCAUGAGUAUGGUGAAGAUACCAUGUACCUAGAGAUGUUGCAGUACACUUUUUCCAUUUUUUUUCAUUGCAGAACCCAACAUAAACUGACUCCAGUGGGGGUAGCACCUCUUAGGUACAAUGUAUGACAAGGGCCCUGGCAUAUUAGAUGGGACUGAGACCACUCUCAGAGCCUCUGACGAUAACUGGCAUCUGGCCUAACACUUAAGGGUUAUAAGUCAGAAUGGUUGUGGAAAAAUGGCCUAGGAAGGAAGCUGUUUCUGUCAAAGCACCUAUGCAGUGGUAAGCAAAUGAAUUAACCAAUGUGAAUACCUGGAAAUUCCCUGUAUCUGAAUGAAGAAUUCAAACUGUACAGAAGGUUUUACAAAAGGCAAAUUUCCCCCUCCUCAUGUCGUCCAGCCUAGUUUAAUCAUCUGGGUUAGUGACUACAAGUGAGUCAUUGUGCAGGUAAAAGCCUCUAUUAUGACCAUUGUUUGAUUGGACAUUGGCAAAUUAAACUGUUACAGUAUUUAGAGCUGCUGCGGCUGUUUCAUAGCCACGUACAGUAGGAUGAAUCAGUAGUCUACUGCUGUCGUUCAGGUUGGUGGCAGUCAGUUAGAACAUUUGUAAUAUUCUCUACCUGGUCUGUAGCUGUAACUGUGAUGUACAGGCAAAGCAAAAAUUAAAAAUACUUAUGAAAACAGAUAAUGCAAUGAUACUAGGAUAUACACUUUUGUAUUUUUAUUCUUAUAUAAGGUUAUUUGCUGGCUAUUGUCGGCCUCUAGUUCAGUCUGUUAUUUAAAUUCUAAUAUAUGAAUUAUUUGGAUUGAAUUCAUGUUUGGGGCCACGUUGUUGUAUGUAUUGAUGUACAGCCUUGAAUGUGAAUAAUUAUUGUAAACUAUAUUUUACAACUUUUUCCUGGCUUUAUUAUAUAAAUUUUCUAUUUGGUCAUGGUUUAAUCAUAUAAUUUAAUGAAACAAUUUUUUCCUUUUUUUUUCAAAUAUCUGUGCUUUAGAUGUAAUUACCGGAUGAUGGAUUUCCCUCGUAUGCUCGGUAGUCUUGUAAUAAAAGCAUGUAGAGUGUA
Molecule: messenger RNA, 7362 nt
Organism: Alexandromys fortis (reed vole)
Lineage: Eukaryota; Metazoa; Chordata; Mammalia; Rodentia; Cricetidae
Gene: Pdpk1
Product: 3-phosphoinositide dependent protein kinase 1
Exons: 15
Coding region: 333-1931 (532 amino acids)
Biological process (GO): peptidyl-serine phosphorylation; intracellular signal transduction
Molecular function (GO): ATP binding; protein serine/threonine kinase activity
Source: RefSeq, a predicted model, not a curated record